This is a messenger RNA of Pocillopora verrucosa, 807 nucleotides long. Lineage: Eukaryota; Metazoa; Cnidaria; Anthozoa; Scleractinia; Pocilloporidae. The record is from RefSeq and is a predicted model, not a curated record.
AUGGUACAGUUUUGUUCGCUAAUUCUUGCAUUAACGACGAUUACCGUCGUUUUGACGCCUUCUUAUGCUUGGUGGAGCCGUAGGAGAAGGAGUUGUUCGGCCGUUCGUUGUCAAGUUAGUAACUGGAGCUCUUGGAGCUCCUGUACUCGAUCUUGCAACGGAGGAAUUCGUACACGUACUCGGAGGAAAACUGUUACAGAAUCCUGUGGAGGAAGUUGCCCAUACCACCUGUCAAACACGAUGAAUUGUAAUACACAAUGUUGUCCUGUUGACUGUAUUUACACCUGGGGUGCCUGGAGUGCAUGUACAGGCUGCGGGAAUUCUACGCAAUCGCGGUCCACAAAUAUUAUACGACAGAGCUCUUGCAACGGGACGGCUUGUCCUGCGAAGGAAACACAGUCCUUGUUAGCUGUAGUCGCUGUCAUUUUGACGCCUUCAAACUCUUGGAGACGUCGUAGAAGACGGCGGUUUAUCUGUAAGCCUACGGACUGUAAGUUAAGCCAGUGGAGUGCUUGGGCCGCUUGCAGCCGUACUUGCAAAGGGGGCACAACUACGCGCACUCGCAAAAUAGUGAGUGACGCGUCUUGUGGAGGAAGUUGUCCUUCGCACCUGCUGAACGAAACGAGAAGCUGUAAUAUACAGCAGUGCUGUCCAGUCGACUGUGCUUACUCCUGGAGUGCAUGGAGUGCAUGUUCUGGAUGCGGAAUCUCAACCAAAUCUCGGACCCCAUUCAUCAAAGUGCGCAAUUCGUGUAAUGGAAAAGCUUGUCCAGGAAAGGAAACACAGUCUUGUAAAACUGGAAAGUGA